UUCUUUUUUCCCAAUUACAGUUAGAAAACUUGUAAACAUGCCCAUUUUUGAAUGACUUAUAACUACUAAGCAGGCAUAGUUGGUGAGUCAGCUCAUCCUCUCCUACCUUUUUUCCCCCUACCUCUUCUGAACCAACUUUAUCUAAGUCUCAUCACUUUGAGCUUCCCUGUUGUUUCCCAAUGGAAUUGCCGGUCUCCGGUGGCCGGAGAGCAUCAUACUCCAUAGAAACAAGAAACCUGAGUUACAAAAUCUGCAGUUUUUAUGAUGGUUUGAGGUGGAAGAGGGAGAAGGGGUCUUCAAAGUUUAUCAUAAAGGAUGUCAACUGUGAAGCAAAGGCAGGGGAAAUCACAGCAAUUGCUGGGCCUAGUGGGGCUGGGAAAACCACACUGCUGGAGAUUCUUGCUGGGAAGAUAUCCCCAGUUGAUGUUUCUGGUCAGGUGCUUGUCAAUGGGUGUCCAGUGAAUGCGAAAAGCUUUCGGAGAUUGUCAGGUUAUGUGAGCCAAGAAGAUGCACUAUUUCCUCUGCUGACAGUGGAGGAGACAUUGAUGUACAGUUCUCUUCUGAGGUUGCCAGGUGGGAAGAAAGAGGCUAAGAGUAGAGUUGGGGUGCUGAUUAGGGAGCUUGGGUUGGAGAAUGUUGCAGAUUCGAGAAUUGGGGAGGGAUCGAACCAUGGGAUUUCGGGUGGGGAAAGGCGAAGAGUGUCGAUUGGAGUUGAACUGGUUCAUGACCCUGCUGUGAUCCUGCUUGAUGAGCCAACUUCUGGGUUGGAUUCAUCUUCUGCACUUGAUGUCAUUUCACUCCUCAAACUUAUGGUUUCUGGUGAGGGCAAGACUAUUGUCCUGACCAUUCACCAGCCCGGUUUUCGCAUCCUUGAGCUCUUUGAUCGCCUCGUUUUGCUGUCAAACGGAUGUGUGUUUCACAACGGUUCGCUGAAAUCCCUGGAAAACCAGCUCAGUUUUGCUGGGUUGCACCUUCCUCCAAGGAUAAACCUGCUCGAAUUCGCUAUUGAUGUCACCGGAACCAUCGUGGUCCAAACUUCAGAAGCCCUGAAUAGCAGCCAUUUCUGUGUCAAAGAUCAUAAGGGGAUGGUGAGAAAAGAGGAGUAUGUUAGAAUUUCUAAUAACUCCUCCUGUGUUGCUGCAGACAAGUGUCGAAGCUACUCGAAUUCUGGGUUGGAUGAGGUUCUGAUCCUGGGAGAAAGGUUCUGCAAGAACAUAUUCAGAACCAAACAGCUGUUUGCAACAAGGAUCUUGCAGGCACUGGUGGCAGGGUUCAUACUAGGAUCAAUCUUCAUGAAUGUUGAUGACAACCUAGGAAAGAUUGCGCUGCAAACCCGGCUAGGGUUCUUCGCAUUCAGCCUAACAUUCCUGCUCUCCUCCAUGGUAGAAGGCCUGCCAAUUUUCCUGCAGGAGAGGAAAAUCUUCAUGAGGGAAACUUCUCGGGGAGCCUACCGCGUGUCCUCGUAUGUCAUAGCAAACACCAUUGUUUUCCUGCCAUUCCUCUUGAUGGUAGGCCUUCUGUUCACCGUCCCGGUCUACUGGCUGGUGGGACUUAGGCCUGAGAUGGACAGGUUCCUCUACUUCGCCCUCGUGGUUUGGCUGGUCGUGCUGAUGUCCAACUCGUUCACCGCCUGCUUCAGCGUCCUGGUGCCUAAUUUCAUAAUGGGAACAUCUGUGAUUGCAGGGCUGAUGGGGUCUUUCUUCCUGUUCUCGGGGUAUUUCAUCGCGAAAGACAGCAUUCCUCAGUACUGGAUGUUCAUGCAUUACUUGAGCCUGUUCAAGUACCCGUUCGAGUGCUUCUUGAUCAACGAGUAUGGAGGGGAAGCAGGGAAGAAAUGCAUACAAGUUGAGGCUUCUUCAGGUGAGUGCAAGAUGUUUGGGAGUGGAAUGUUGGCAAAGCAGCAGCUUAGAGAGUCACAGAAAUGGAGCAAUUUGGGUGUGAUGGCAUGUUUUAUCUUUGGUUACAGAGUGUUGUGUUAUGUGAUUUUGUGGGUUAGAUGUUACAGAUCAAACAGAAGUUAAUUAAUUAAGCCAUCAAUUUUCUUCCA
This is a messenger RNA of Ipomoea nil (Japanese morning glory), 2047 nucleotides long. RefSeq names its product ABC transporter G family member 10. Lineage: Eukaryota; Viridiplantae; Streptophyta; Magnoliopsida; Solanales; Convolvulaceae. Gene Ontology annotation, molecular function: ATP binding; ABC-type transporter activity; ATP hydrolysis activity. The coding region runs from base 180 to 2021 and encodes 613 amino acids. The transcript has a single exon. The record is from RefSeq and is a predicted model, not a curated record. Gene Ontology annotation, cellular component: membrane.